Strongylus vulgaris is the source of this 373-nucleotide messenger RNA. Lineage: Eukaryota; Metazoa; Nematoda; Chromadorea; Rhabditida; Strongylidae. The record is from the annotation of a GenBank genome assembly.
UCAUUUUCUAUGUAGAUAGUUUAAGGUAUUCAGUUUGAAUUUGUAGGCAUCCAAGAAGUCUGCUCUUGGUGCUCAUAAGGUACGCAUUGAUUUUGACGAAUUGGAACACAGAGCUGUUGACUAUGAAAAGAAACAUGCAGAGAGUGGCGCUAACAUCACUCCAACUUCACAGCUUGUGGAACAGGAUGAACCUGUUGCGAAGUUAAGUGCUCGGUUAGCAAUGCAAGAUAUUGACAAAAAGUCUCUUCAGGCUAAAGUCGCAGCAGACCCUCAAAAAGCUGCUGCUGUAGAAAGACUUGGUAUGGGAGGUUUUGGUAGACCGCGUGCAGCUCACUCCGUAGCACAGGGUGUUAAGACGAUUAAACAGGUAUGA